GUCCUAUCCACAUUGAUUCUCCCCACAGUCCAUCAUGCCUCGCGAGAAUCAAAAAAGAGGUCGCAGAGCGAUCGACAAGGCAAAAAAGGAUGAAAGCAAACGGAAACGCGAAGAAGCGCCCGAAGACUCCGUGGCCAAGCGACUGAAGCCUUCGACAGACGAGAACGCGAUUACUGAAGGAGCAGAUUACAUACCGUUGGAAGAAGGCCAAGACGGUGCGCCCGGCAGUGAUAUGGAAUUUUAUGGUCUCCUUGACAGCGAUGAGCAAGAGUAUUUCAGCCGAGCGAACGAGAUGCUGGAGUUGAACCAGUUCCAGGAUGCUGAGGAGAGGAGGUUGUUCGUGGACAGCGUGUACCGGGAGGCUAGAGGGAAGGAGUUAAAGAUUGCGUGCAGUCAAUCUUGUUCGAGGCUUAUGGAGAAGUUGAUUUCGAUGUCGGACAUUUCCCAGAUUCGAAGACUCUUUAGCAAGUUCAUCGGCCAUUUCCUACAGCUUGUGCAGCACCGAUUCGCAAGCCACUGUUGCGAAAGACUUUUCAUCAAUGCUGCGCCUGGAGUCACCCAGAAGGUGUCGUCGAAGCCCAAAGGAAAUACGCGCGGUGAGGACGAGGAGGAAGACGACGAACCGGAACCCGAGCUGUCGCUAGCGGAGAUGUUCAUGAAGGUUGUGGAGGAGCUGCAAGGAAACUGGGGCUAUUUGUUGACGGAAAGAUUCGCAUCGCAUACAGUCAGAGUUUUACUUCUUGUACUUGCGGGGGAGCCAGUGGAUGUGUCGUCGAGCGACUCGGUCGUGGCUAGCCGGAAGAAGGAGAGACUAGGACUUGUGGCUCGAGAGACUGAGGAAGUGAACACCAGCACCGAGAAGAGGAGCGUUCCAGAGUCCUUUGAGAGCACACUGAAACAGGUCAUGCAGGACAUGGUCUCCACACUUGACGACACAUACCUCCGCGCACUCGCUACGCACCCUGUUGGAAACCCGGUCUUGCAGGUGCUGGUUCAGCUGGAGCUCUCUCAUUUUGGAAAAUCAAGCGCUAAGCAAUCCAAUGCGAUAAUCAAGCGGUUGAUCCCCGAUGAGAAUUUCCAAGAAGGGUCAGAAAGCGUGGUUUUCAUCCGUGGUCUACUUUACGACCCUGUUGGCUCUCGUCUGCUUGAGACUAUGGUGCGAUGGAUGCCCGGAAAGAUGUUCAAGCCCCUCUACAAAAAUUUCCUUCGCGAUCAGAUGAGUUCUCUUGCGCGCAACCAAACCGCCGGAUAUGUCGUCCUUCGGGUCCUGGAGAGACUGGGAAAGGACGACUUACAGGCAGUAAUGGACCAAAUUGCACCCAAAAUACCUAGUCUGCUCGAGCGUUCGCGCACAAUUGUACCCAAGGUAUUGAUUGAGCGCUGUCUUGUCCGAGGAGUUGACACCAAGCCCCUUGCCAAAGCCCUAGAAAGUGCCUACGACUCCGACCCAGCUCGCAGGCUAGAGCAAAUUCUCAAACUGGAGACCGAGGCUUCCGAUGGCGAGGCAAAGCCCGAGUUUACGAAGAACCCAUCCACUCAGGAUAGUAACCCGGCAUCUGCUGCCGCGGAGAAGCUGCACGGCUCCCUGCUUGCCCAGACAAUACUUACAGCGCCGGGCCCAUUGAGUGGUCUCAUUUUCUCCGGUUUAUUGGCACUACCCUCAGACACUUUGCUGAAGAUCUCCAAGGAACCAACAGCUUCUCGUGUUGUACAACAAGCUCUGACAGCAUCUACCUCUACACCACAAUUCCGCCGCCAGUUUACCAGCCGCUUUACGGGCCACCUGAAAGAGCUUGCACUUGACAGCAGCGGGUCCCACGUGGUUGACGCGUUAUGGCCAGCAACCAAGGAUAUUUUCUUUGUCAAGGAGCGAAUGGCACAGGAACUGGUACAAAAUGAACUUGCUCUCCGCGACUCUUUCGUCGGACGCGCCGUAUGGAGAAACUGGGCGAUGGAUCUGUACAAGAGACGACGGGGCGAAUGGGCCGCCAAAGCCAAAGGUGGUGAUACCAACAACGGCCCUGGCGAAAAGCCCAUGUCCAAAAUUGAACUCGCGCGUGCUCGAUACGCUGCUAAAGCCAAUGAGAACAUGAAGGAACAGCCGACCCCCGUGGCCGCGGAGCCAUAAUCGAGGAAGGUGCACAGCUCGUUGCCCAAUCUUUUCCUUAGCGGUUGUUGACGGUAAAAAAAAAAAGCAUAUGUCGUAUGAAUCCAGGAGUUUAGGGUCAUAAACGGGUCUUUUUGAACCAGGUAUUAUUGUUCUUGUAUAGAAGUUUAUGGGUUAAUCCUGAAGCAUACAUUGUUAUCCUGUCGUC
Aspergillus ochraceoroseus IBT 24754 is the source of this 2315-nucleotide messenger RNA. RefSeq names its product RNA-binding RNA processing protein NOP9 (gene nop9). NCBI's taxonomy places the organism in Eukaryota, Fungi, Ascomycota, Eurotiomycetes, Eurotiales, Aspergillaceae. Gene Ontology annotation, molecular function: RNA binding. Gene Ontology annotation, cellular component: 90S preribosome; preribosome, small subunit precursor; nucleolus. The transcript has a single exon. The record is from RefSeq and is a predicted model, not a curated record. The coding region runs from base 35 to 2128 and encodes 697 amino acids. Gene Ontology annotation, biological process: endonucleolytic cleavage in 5'-ETS of tricistronic rRNA transcript (SSU-rRNA, 5.8S rRNA, LSU-rRNA); endonucleolytic cleavage in ITS1 to separate SSU-rRNA from 5.8S rRNA and LSU-rRNA from tricistronic rRNA transcript (SSU-rRNA, 5.8S rRNA, LSU-rRNA); ribosomal small subunit export from nucleus.